ACCACCAGGCAACUACCAAAACCGCCGCCCUCAAACUCUCAAACCAACUGCUCUCUGAACUCAGCAAUUCUAAUGGCGACGGCAGCUACCAGUCGGCCAAGCGGCCCGGUCCUCUCGAUUCCCAACUAUCGCUCAGCCUCCCCCAACCGCUUCAAGCUCCCCGCCGCCGUUGGCGCCCGCUCGCCGGGCAAGUCCGUCCGCGCCUCCUCACCGUCGGCCGCCAGGAGCCGUCAGUCCUGCAUGUGCUCCCCGACGAACCACCCCGGCUCGUUCCGCUGCAGCCGCCAUAGGGAGCGCAAGCAGGAGGCUCCUGGAUGCCACGGCCACAGCAAGCCCGCCUCCCCGCCUUCGCCGGCGCCCCUCGCCAGCGGUGUCGCCAGCGGCACCUGCAGGCUGGGCGCCAAACGCACGGGCAGCGCGCUGGUGCGGCUCGGCGGCUCCGUGGAGAAAGGUUCGUGGGCGCGCAGGGCGCUCGCUCCGUCCCCGCAGUCGCCGCAUCGGAGGCGAGCAGCCGGCGGGUUCUGCCCCCGGCCCAGCCGCCUCUCAGCCGUCUCCUUCGCCGGGGAGCGUACUGGCGACAACCGGCAGUGAACAGACCAACCAACUCCGUCGACUUGCCAUAGCGAGAUACUACUGUAGUACAUACUGAGCUUAGUAGGAAAGAAUUGCAGAGAAUUUCCCCUAAUAAUUCACCGGGAUCUUCCGUCUGCUGUAAGUAAUUAGCCGGUGGCAAACUGGAAUUUUUGAUCCAGCCGUUCAUCCUCCCCGUCCCCGAUGUGUAUAAAGGUUUUGGAUAUAUACAUGAGUGAGAAAUGGAGACAUUUGGAUA
This is a messenger RNA of Lolium rigidum, 829 nucleotides long. RefSeq lists its product as uncharacterized. Lineage: Eukaryota; Viridiplantae; Streptophyta; Magnoliopsida; Poales; Poaceae. The record is from RefSeq and is a predicted model, not a curated record. The transcript has a single exon. The coding region runs from base 73 to 591 and encodes 172 amino acids.